UUUGUAUCACGGUUGACAGUCAGUGUCAGUGUUAACGUUUCAACGUUCAACAUGUGUAGAAUAUUAGCAUUUGGCAUAAUAACAGUUCUCACUACGUCUCAAGUUUCAGGGAAUUCAUUAAAUGAAUUCUUUCAAGAGCAAAACCAGAAACUAAACGCUUUUUUUAAGGAUCAACUUAAUCUUGUUGAAGAUGCUGUAAAUACUAGUUACGCAGGCGCAAUACACAUUCAAAAUAAAAUUGGUGAUUAUAUAGAAGAUCAAAAAAAGAAGAUAUCAGACGAUGUUAAUAACUACGUUGAAAGAGUUCAAGAGAGUGGAAGAAAUUUCGUGGACACAUAUUCUUUCAUGCCAACAGAAGAUCCUUUGUCAUUACUGGUGAAACCAGAUGUAGUACUGUCUGUGCCAUCACUCAUUAGGCGUAAUGGUUACGACUGUGAAACUCACACGAUUUUCUCUGACGGUUUCCUGUUGAACGUACAUCGGAUUCCUCGUCCUAAGAGUGGUGGAGCAACUUCCAAGAACACUGUUAUUCUCCAGCAUGGUUUAUUUGCCAGUUCCGCCGAUUGGAUCUUGAAUGGACCUCAGAAAUCACUCGCGUAUGCUCUAGCUGAUGCCGGUUAUGAUGUUUGGAUGACUAAUAUAAGAGGUAACAGGUAUUCUAGAGAACAUUCUCGAUAUAAAGAAAAGACUAAAGAAUAUUGGAACUUUUCAUGGCACGAAGUAGCUGUGUAUGAUAUUCCAGCAGUGAUAGAUUACAUUCACAGAGUAAAAGGGAAUGCUAAAAUAGCUUAUAUUGGGCAUUCUAUGGGUACAACGAUUCUUUUUACUAUGUUGUCCGUGCGUCCGGAAUAUAACAAUAAGCUUGUUGGUGGUAUAGCUUUGGCACCUGAAAUAUUUAUAUCAAAUAUGGAAUCGCCGAUUAAAUCAAUGGCUAGUAUCGCAAGCGGCGUUGCUCACACACAAAUGGUAACUGGAAACUAUGAAUUCGUACCGAAAGAUUCAUUUUUUGGUCGCCUUCAUAAAAUGUGUGAAGCGGAACAUUUGAGCUCGCAGAUAUGUAACAAUGUGAUAUUUUAUGUUUGCGGCGAAGAUCAAAAGCAGCUUAAUGAGACAAUCCAGGAAACGUUUUUAGCAAAUUUGGGAACUGGUACGUCCUGGAAAACUGCCGUGCACCUAGCACAAAUGAUAUUGUCUGGCAAAUUUCAACCAUUCGAUUACGAUUACGAUGAGCGUAACCAGAGGAUGUAUGGCGCUGAUACACCACCAGAAUACGAUUUGACUAAAGUGACAUUGAAUAUAACAUUAUUUUGGGCACAGAACGAUUUGCUUUCUAAUGAAAUGGAUGUCAGAAAGCUACAUGAGAUGUUGCCAACGACAACACAGAUGUAUUUAGUGCCAUUUCCGAAAUUCAAUCAUAUGGACUAUUUGAUGGCCAAAGAAACGCCUCGCUUAGUAAAUAAUAAAGUACUCGAGACAUUGAGUGAAACAUUUCAACAAAGUAAUGACAUUCCAAGAAAUUAUUAGGUUUUUUAUAGCACUAUUUUUAUCAAACGGAAUUAUAGGUUAAUUAUAGGUAUAUUUUAUCUAAUCAAAUAUUUGUACUGAGAAAAUGAAAGACGCUUUCGGUAACAAUGAAUUAUUCAAGUAUUAUUAAUUAUAAGUGAACUUUAUUCGAUGAAAUUAAAAACUUAUCAAGGACCUCAAUUUGUUUCUUUUAAACUGGCUUCUGAUAAAAUAAAAAAAACGCGUAAUUAACAUAACACGCAA
This is a messenger RNA of Diatraea saccharalis (sugarcane borer), 1767 nucleotides long. Lineage: Eukaryota; Metazoa; Arthropoda; Insecta; Lepidoptera; Crambidae. The record is from the annotation of a GenBank genome assembly.